AUGCAAAACUCUGGAAUAUUUGUCGACGAGAACUCGUACCUAUCGAAAGCCUCUGGAUUUAGGUCGAUUUUCCCCUCGAAGCCGCACGAAAGAACCCGCUCAGCUGGUGGUGCCCUGAUCGGCAACCCUGUAAACAGCAAACAUAUGCCCAUGCCCCCACCCAUGUUGCCUCCCGACCACAUCCAUUCCUUAAAUACACAGCGACCUUUAUCUGAAAUAUCCCACAACCGCGAUGCGCCAAACAGCCCCUGUCCCAGCGACAUGAUUCCGAACAUACCCACGGAGACUGGCUUGCAUAAGAAAACCAAGAGCUCCGUGUCGUUACGGUCAUUGGUAAAGGAUAUUACAACGCCUAGUAAGGCUUCUUCAACAGACAAUGGAACGCGGGAAAAGAAACCAAAGAAAACAAAAUCGUCAACCAGUUUAUCAGCAAUUUUCAAAAGGCCCCAGCGUGGACUAAAGAAUGAUGAUUCCGACAACAAGCAGAAAGAUAAGGAGAAUAUCAUCUCUCCACAAUCACCUAGGAGGGAGGUUUCUCCAAUCUGGACUAAAUUCGCUAGCCGGCCACUGCAAGAUCAAGGAAGCAGUCGUUACAUCCUUCAAAGAGGACGAACGUUAGACGAAGAAAUGACACUGUAUACCCCUCGAGACUACUCACCUUCCAGCCAGAGGAACUUUCAUGGAUAUCAGCUACCGGCUCUAAUACAACGACCAGAUGCAAAACCGAGGCCAAAGACAGAGUAUUUUACGUCUAGCUCUUCCUCCAUUAAGGAGAUGAUUGUCGCUGUACAUCGUUCAAGAUCCUCUAAAGACCAGCAACGAUCAAAAGGUGGAAAUGAUUGCAUGGGAAACGAGGUCCGCUGUGGAUCUCCAACGGAAUACGGGCUGGAGAAACAACACGAAUCAAUUGGAAAGAGUGGAUCCCGGGUAAUGGCUGCCAUUACAGCUUUCAACGCGAAGGGAAAGUCGAGCGAACCACAGAACCCCUCAGAUCAGCAGGAGAUCGAAAAAGCAUUUGAAAAACUUUUGGAUUCCCGUAACAUUCCCCAUAAUAUGCGCGAUAAGAUGCGCUCCAUGGACACGAAUAUCAAAGCUGAUUUCAUACGGAAACACCAUCUUGAUAUAUGCUCGUCCACUUUACCAUCUCCCAGCAAGGACAAAAACAGUUUGAAUGCUCCUGACGAUGGCGGAAAGGGUUCGAAUGGAAAGGGAUCUAGAUCGCAACCUCGGAGCCGUCCUUUCUCCAUAUCAAAAGGGGAGCCGUCGUCCCCUAGAAAGAACGCCAUUGACAGUGCAGCUUCUCACAAGCGUCCAAAAUCUGUCGAUUUAUCUUGGGCCGGAUCGUCCAAGGGGCUAACUGGCUCCAGCUCAAUGUCGGGGAUGGCCCCUCAGGCUCAACUGGAUUAUACAGCUGACCCCACAGACUUUGUUCAUUACCUACAUGAAGUACGGAAGCCAGAAAUAGUAGAAGUUGGUAAACUCCACAAACUUCGAAUACUCUUGAGAAACGAGACUGUGACGUGGGUUGAUGCCUUUAUUUCCCAAGGGGGAAUGGACGAAGUAAUCGAGCUUUUGUACCGUAUACUCAAGGUGGAGUGGCGGGAGGAGCACGAAGAUGCACUGCUCCACGAAACAUUGCUUUGCCUUAAGGCACUUUGCACCACCUCCCUCGCUCUCCGCCAUCUUUCUUCCGUCGAGGCGGUGUUAUUUCCAACCCUUUUGCACAUGCUCUUCAAUGAAGAGAAGAAAGGGCCAAGCGAAUUCACAACACGGGGCAUCGUCCUUAGUCUGCUUUUUACUCACCUUUCCUCGGCAUCCCCAGGAAAUUUGGUGCCCCGAGCCAAGACUAUCCUGUCGUAUAUGCGUGAUCCAACGCUACCAGAAGAAUCCCAGCCGUUGAACUUUAUUGCUAAUAUUUAUCAACCUCGUCCAUAUCGAGUGUGGUGCAAGGAAGUAAGCAACGUGACUAAGGAGGUAUUUUGGAUAUUCCUCCAUCACCUCAACAUUGUGCCCGUCGCAGAGUCCAGCGAGAAAAAUUCGGAACCAUAUUGUAAACGCUACUUUCCUCCUCCUCGGCCCCCUGUCCCCGCUGCGCCUUAUGUUGGUGGCGUUGAAUGGGAUGCCACCAACUACAUCGCAAGCCAUCUUGACCUUAUAAAUGGUUUGCUUGCGGCCAUGCCCACUGCCAACGAGCGCAAUACAAUACGAGCUGAACUCCGGGCCUCAGGCUUUGAGAAAGUGAUGGGCGGUAGUCUGCGUACGUGCAAGGAGAAAUUUUACUCCUCCGUUCACGAUGCGCUGCGCCUUUGGGUUGCAGCAGCUGCUGAAGAUGGAUGGGAUUGUAAGUAUGUUCGCGAGGGCCCGCCACGGGGAACGGAUUCUAGAUCAAGAAGUCCAAUGAAAGCUGCACCUGGGAGUCCGAAGAAGCGCGCAGGCUUGGUGAGCGACGAGCCGCCUCGUUUAGAUCUGGGUGGGGGGAUUGCAUCUAAAAUAAGCGAAAACAAUGGGGGUUGGCUAUGA
This is a messenger RNA of Paracoccidioides brasiliensis Pb18, 2520 nucleotides long. RefSeq lists its product as uncharacterized. The transcript is spliced from 3 exons. Bases 1 to 2520 code for a protein of 839 amino acids. Gene Ontology annotation, molecular function: small GTPase binding; actin binding. The record is from RefSeq and is a predicted model, not a curated record. Gene Ontology annotation, biological process: actin cytoskeleton organization.